Molecule: messenger RNA, 1495 nt
Organism: Plutella xylostella (diamondback moth)
Lineage: Eukaryota; Metazoa; Arthropoda; Insecta; Lepidoptera; Plutellidae
Product: WW domain-containing oxidoreductase
Source: RefSeq, a predicted model, not a curated record
AGAAUGAGAUAUCUAUGAUUUUGUAAAGAGCGCUAAACGUCAAAAUACACAUGUAUUUAUUUAUUAUUUGCCUUCUUUGCUCAUUAUUUGAUUUGAUUAUUAAUUUAUUAUUGAAAAAUGCACUGUCUAAUUUCUCUGAGAAGAAUGAGGAAAAUUUACCCUGCUAUACCUAAACGGUCCCUAGGCAUGAAACAACAUUUGAAUGAAUACUAUAAAAUCAUUUAUGAGACCACAAAUUUAAAUAUGUUUAGUCCUACGGCGGAACAGGUUCUAGAGAACAAGCAGUUAGACGGCAAGACGUGCCUGAUCACGGGCGCGUCGAGCGGGCUCGGGCUGGAGGCCGCGCGGUGCCUCGCCGCGAGCGGCUGUCGCGUGCUCGCCGCCUCGCGCAACACGUACAAGGGCCUCAACGCCACCAGGGACCUCGGCAGCGGAGACCUGAUACAGGUCAUGGAGCUGAACCUUGCGUCGUUGAAAUCUGUGAAUAAUUUUUCGGAGGAAUUGAUUCGGAAUGGGAAUCAAUUGGACAUGGUGUUGCUGAACGCGGGCGUGUUCGGCGUGCCGUGGGCGCGGACCGAGGACGGGGUGGAGACCAUCUUCCAGGUGAACUUCCUGGGCCAGCUCCAGCUGCUGCUCAGCGUGGAGCGGCUGCUCGCGCCCGCCGCCAGGGUCGUGUUCGUCACUUCUGAGUCACACAGGCGAGUGAACUGGUCACCCCGUGACCAGAUCUGCCCAAGAGAAGACAUGCUAUCGCUACCCGAACACGAAUACACGUCUAUAAAAGCGUACAACAUUUCCAAGCUGUGUUCCUUCCUCGCCAUGCAGUACCUGGCGCACCGCUGGCGCGGCUCCGGCCGGGGCGUGUUCUGCGCUCACCCCGGAACAUUUGUGAAGACUCAGUUGUGUAGACACUGGUGGGUGUAUGAGGCUUUGUAUACCUGCAUGAAGCCCUUCGCUAAGACUAUACCGCAAGCCGCGGCCACGCCAGUCUACUGCGCGACAUCGGACGCGCUCGCCGGAAAGUCAACGCUAUAUUACAAGGACUGCGCCCGCCGCACCGAGAGUGACCUCGCACAGGACUCGCAGCUCGCCUUCCGCGUCAUAGACCUGUGUCGCAGCAUGCUGAGCGACCGCGUGGGGCAGGCCAUAGACAACGCUGUCAGACCAGAGACAGCAGAGGUCAGAGACAAGCAAGAGGACGAGGGACUGGCUGCUGUGUCUUAAUUACGGAGUGGUUUCUGAUUGUUAUGAGUUUGAAUAUUUUGCUACGUUUAGAUGUACGUGUAAGAGCGUAAAAUUUUGUUUCGCUGCAUAAGAUGGUGGUGCUAGGUUACAUUUAUCUUAGUAUAUUUUAUAAUAUGCUGUAUUAUACAGGUUGAUUUUUGUUUUUCAUUGGGUAGUGUUUUAUGUUAAUAAUAAAAUCCCACCCCAUAAUGUUUAUGACCCGAAGCAAUGGAUAGUUAAUCUUAAUAUAAUAAAUAAUAAAGUCCAUAAA